CGUAUAAAUAGACUACUGACUUGUAGUUGAGCUUAGGCAAUGGCAGACGUUUUAACGGAUACUUUCACAAACUUUAUGUCACAGCCGGACUCAAAGAAGGACUUCAGGGUGACUCCCCCAGCACCGACACAAUGCAAGGUCCUAAUAGUCGGAGAGCAAGCUCUCGGACGCUCCGUGUUGCUUCUAGCGGCUGUUACAGCUGCCUCUCAGAUGGGCAUAAGAGUGGUGUUCUUCGCCCGAACGCAAAUCCAAAGCUUGCCAGUGUCUUUGCAGAAUUGUGUAGCAGGUCUGAGCCCGGAGAGUCUAAAGAAAAUCAAAUUCUGCUAUCCGAGGACAUUGGAAGAGUUGCUCCAGCAAGUGGCAGGCCUUCACGAGCCCACCAACACUUUUCCCAUUGCUCCAUCGCUGAUCAUCGUAGACAGACUGGAGGACUUUCUGUGGGGACGUGCAGGUGACAGCCACAGUGGGUGUCACCCCGGGGAGCAGUCCUGCGCCGCACACCUCUCAGCGUUGUUGUGCGACACAGCGACUUUCCUCACAGGAAUCCUUGAGCAGCAAACAUCUAGCCCCGCCCCCUGUCGUGUCAUCGCCUCUUAUAAGCCAAAAGAGCAAAGUGGCGAAUCCUCUGUCUCGGAUCAAGUCCUGGACACACUUGACCGCUACUUUCAGGUACGAUGUACUCUGGACCAAGACAGAAGCUACAAAGCUGGAGCAGCUGGACUGCAGGAGAUGUGGAACAUCUACUUUUCUGGAACUGGUAUCACCCUUGAACCUUGCACCAAAGACACUGAGAUUUAUGAGAACAGUUUCCCAGCAUCACCUCGAAGUGUCGCCAAAGCGCCAAAAGCUGUAGAAACGUGCGUACGCCAGUCAUGAAGUUGGCGUGAGGCACCGGACAUUUCCACGCUCGUUUCACUCUCGAUACAUCUGAACUUUGCCGUGAAAAAGAACGGACGCCACGUUUGUGUGCGUAUGCACCUUUUGUACAUGAGGCCCCUGAAGAAGAAAUAAACUACUGGUGUACUAAGGAAGAGACAGAUUAAAUGGGUAGACCGAGGAAAAGAAAAAGCAACAACAAAAAAAAGAUCUUGAAGUCCUUUAUUAUGCAGUAAGAUGAUGACCAAAAAGGCAUUACCAUAACAACUGCUUCAAAGGAGACUGAAGGGAGCGCUGUACAGUUAUCCCCCAAACUCAAAAGAGGCUGCGGUGACAGCCUGGAAAAACAUUUGGUGAUGCAAAUGAUUUUCAACCAAAUAUUACAUUUAAAUGAAUAUAUUUUAACACGACUAGUUACAGUACUUUUGGUGUUUUGUUACAAAUAUGUAUAGCCGUCUUUUAAGUGGUGUAUCGGAUCCAUAUGUAAAUACAGUACCACGAAA
Molecule: messenger RNA, 1379 nt
Organism: Phycodurus eques (leafy seadragon)
Lineage: Eukaryota; Metazoa; Chordata; Actinopteri; Syngnathiformes; Syngnathidae
Gene: swsap1
Product: SWIM-type zinc finger 7 associated protein 1
Exons: 3
Coding region: 40-876 (278 amino acids)
Biological process (GO): double-strand break repair via homologous recombination
Cellular component (GO): Shu complex
Molecular function (GO): single-stranded DNA binding
Source: RefSeq, a predicted model, not a curated record